UCGCCAUAGGGUUUCGACUCGAUCCUUCGAAACGGCAAGCCUGCACGGAGCUUCCCGUUACCUCCCUCUCCCGACUGCGACCGAAUCCCGAUUGGCGUGGGCACAGGCUGAGCACCCCUCCUCAGCCAAGUGGCAGAUACCUUAGCUCUUCUACCUAAGUAAACCCUCGAAACACGCCUCAUUGCGACUUCAGUGCGACGGCACCCGCGAUUCCUCGCCGUAGAUACCCCCGGCUGCUGCCCCCUUCAACCGCCCACCAUGGCGUCGGCCGUCUUCUUCCUCGACCUCAAGGGCAAGACCCUCCUCGCCCGCAACUACAGGGGAGACAUCCCCAUGUCGGCUGUCGAGAUGUUUCCCGUCCUCCUUAGCGAAGCCGAAGAAGAGUCCUCGGCAGUGCCUCCCUGCUUCUCCCACGAAGGCAUCAAUUACCUGUAUAUCCGCCACAACAAUCUGUACCUGCUCGCCCUCACAAAACGAAACACGAACGCCGCCGAGAUCCUGCUCUUCCUCCACAAGAUUGUCGAGGUCUUCACUGAGUACUUCAAGGCACUUGAGGAGGAAUCCAUCCGCGACAACUUUGUCAUCAUCUACGAGCUCCUCGACGAAAUGAUGGACUUUGGCUACCCCCAGACGACUGAAUCCAAGAUCCUACAGGAAUACAUCACCCAGGAAUCCCACAAGCUCGAGAUCGCCCGUCCACCCAUCGCCGUGACCAACGCCGUGUCAUGGCGUUCCGAGGGCAUCCGUUACCGCAAGAACGAAGUCUUCCUCGACGUGGUUGAGUCGCUCAACCUACUCGUCUCGGCCAAUGGCAACGUGCUGCGGUCCGAGAUUCUCGGUGCCAUCAAAAUGAAGUGUUACUUGUCGGGUAUGCCUGAGCUGCGCCUAGGGCUCAACGACAAGGUAAUGUUCGAGACGACGGGGCGAACCACGCGCGGCAAGGCCAUCGAGAUGGAGGACGUAAAGUUCCACCAGUGCGUGCGCCUGUCGCGCUUCGAGAACGACCGCACCAUCAGCUUCAUCCCGCCCGACGGCGAGUUCGAGCUCAUGUCGUACCGCCUAAACACCCAGGUCAAGCCCCUCAUCUGGGUCGAGUGUGUCGUCGAGUCCCACAGCGGGUCGCGCAUCGAGUACAUGCUCAAGGCCCGCGCCCAGUUCAAGCGCCGCAGCACAGCCAACAACGUCGAGAUCGUCGUCCCCGUCCCCGACGACGCCGAUACCCCGCGCUUCCGCACCAACGUCGGCUCGGUGCACUACGCACCCGAGCAGAGCGCCAUCGUGUGGAAGAUCAAACAGUUUGGGGGUGGCAAGGAAUUCCUCAUGCGCGCUGAGCUAGGCCUGCCCAGCGUUCGGGGUGAUGAUGAACACGGCGGUGGCAUGACUGGUGGAUUUGGAGGCAGCAUGGGCGGUAUCGGGGCGCCCGGCAAGGGUGCGAAGAGGCCCAUCCAGGUCAAGUUUGAGAUCCCCUACUUCACCACGAGUGGGAUCCAGGUGCGGUAUCUCAAGAUCACAGAGCCAAAGCUCCAAUACCCCUCCCUGCCAUGGGUGCGCUACAUCACACAAUCUGGGGACAUUGCCGUCAGGUUACCAGAUGCCGUAUGAGCAGAAGGCCCCGGGGUGUUGUAGGUGUUGGCGGCAGGGAUUGUGAAUGCCGGUUGGGGGUGGAUAUAAGGGAGAGGUUGCGGCUGCCCUACGGUCACAUCAACCCCUCAGUCUUGUCGGCGGCGGGCGGCCGCAAGAUGACACCGAUUGUUGUGAAACAGCAAAAGGUCUGUUGUGGCGUAUGGUGU
Messenger RNA from Chaetomium fimeti, 1790 nucleotides. RefSeq names its product AP-1 adaptor complex mu subunit APM1-like protein. The transcript has 3 exons. Lineage: Eukaryota; Fungi; Ascomycota; Sordariomycetes; Sordariales; Chaetomiaceae. Gene Ontology annotation, cellular component: clathrin-coated vesicle; clathrin adaptor complex. The coding region runs from base 259 to 1602 and encodes 447 amino acids. Gene Ontology annotation, biological process: vesicle-mediated transport; intracellular protein transport. The record is from RefSeq and is a predicted model, not a curated record. Gene Ontology annotation, molecular function: clathrin-cargo adaptor activity.